AUGCGCCGUACUGCACAGGCGCAUUGCCGUCCUCAGGCUCCGGAAACGACGCGUUUGCUUUGAAUAUUAUGGUCACCUGGCCACGCCCCAUAGCAACCGGAGGCCAAUGGCAGGCAGCUUUGUGGUUGCCAGGGAAACUUUGGCGGCAAGAUGGCGGCAGCUGAGGAUCAGAACCCGGCUUCGCUCCAACCUCUCCGGCACUCGCCGAGACUGCGACCGCGAAACGGCUAUGGCGUAUAUGUAUACCCAAAUUCUUUCUUCCGCUAUGAAGGAGAAUGGAAGGGAGGCAAGAAACAUGGUCAUGGGAAGCUAUUGUUUAAAGAUGGAAGUUAUUAUGAAGGCGAAUUUGUGAAUGGAGAAAUCACUGGGGAAGGCUACCAGCACUGGGCCUGGUCAGGAAACACCUACUCUGGACAGUUUGUUUUAGGAGAGCCUCAAGGACACGGCAUCAUGAAGUACAAAGCCGGAGGUCACUACGAGGGGGAGCUCUCCCAAGGCCUGAGGGAAGGGCAAGGGUUUCUGGAGGACCAGGAUGGACAGGUGUACCAGGGUUCCUUCCAUGACAAUAAGAGACAUGGCCGUGGGCAGAUGGUCUUUAAGAAUGGUGACAAGUACGAAGGUGACUGGGUUCGAGACCAGCGUCAGGGACAUGGGGUGCUGUUCUGUGCUGAUGGCUCCACAUACAAGGGACAGUGGCAUAAUGAUGUCUUCAGCGGGCUUGGCAGCUUGGUCCACUGCUCAGGAGUCACCUACUGUGGGAUGUUCAUUAAUGGCCACCCAGCAGCACAAGCUAAGAAGAUUGUGGUUCUGGGUCCAGAGUUACUGGAAGUGGUCCAAGGAUCUCCCUUCACGUUGAGUGUACAGCUGCAGCAAGAUGACGGGGAAGUUGCCAAAAGUGAGAGCGGCCGGGUCCUGAAGAUCUCAGCAGGAGUCAGAUACGUGCAACUCCCGGAGUACUCUGAGGUCAGCUUUUUCAAGAUGGAUGACGCUCACAUGGAGACACCCAUCCAGACCCCAUUCGGGUUCCAGUGCAUUCCCUACCCUCUGUCUGUGUCAACAUCCUGGGGUCUGGAGCCUGGGUCCACUGUGGAAAGCGCCAGAGCUGACCUGCUACUCUCCAAGAAAGACUCAGAGCCAGUGCUGGACUCGGAAGCCUUCCAUGGCAAGGGAGACACCCUCAGCAUCCUGCCAGGCAUUUGCAAAGUCUUUAAGUCACUCCAGAAGUUUAACUGCCCUGGGCAAGAGCAAGCCAGGAGACAUGAACCCUGCUGUUCUGCUGCCUAUCAGCGAGUGGACCAAGGCUGUGCUGAGUUUGUGGACAUUCACCUUGGAGCCCCUCCGCCUGGGAUGCAGCCCUAUCUGUUCCUGCCCAGCAUGCUUGAGAAGGCUGGCAACAGGCCUAAAGGUGACCGGAGUCCCCCGGAGGUGUUGUCCACUGCCCAGGAACCUCUAAGAGGCACCAACAGCUGGGUUGCUCAUCGGUGACGCAGUGGGUGUAGGACGAGCCAGGAACUCUGGAGGCUGGCAAAGAGCUGGCGAACUGACAAGCCUUUGAUGCCCCUUAAACGGCGGUACUGGGACAGAGCCUCAUCCAGCAGGAGAUGUGUCCCGUGCGGCUCUGAGUCAGGGUCUGUGAAUCGACCACGGAGUGUGUUUGUACGACAGCCAAAGCUGAUUUAAAAAUACAACCAAGAUCUGGCUAGAGCAGAGCUACCAUGGGCCCAGCAUUUCCUCCCCGAGAGGAUGUGAGAGCGGACAGUGAGCACCAGGGUCAUUGAUGCCGGUCAUCUCAAGGCCCAGGAUGCUCCAUCUGACCCCGUGGGGGUUCAUCGCCAAGGCUGUCAUGAACAGGUUUCUUCCUUCAACUGAAGGCUUUUGCUGCGUCCUCUAGAAAAGAUGGCAGGUGGCAGUCCGCUUCCCACACCACUGUCCACUGAGGGACUCCAAGGUGUCUGCAGUUAAAUGACCACAGAAAUAAGAUUCCAGGACCCCAAGGAGCGGCUGAGUCAGCGUGCAGACUCAAAAUGGCCCACACGUUCAGCGUGCCUGUGACCCUGCUUUUGCUGCUUCCUGCGUUUCGGCCAGAAAUCAGAGUGUUCCUGGCUACGGGCAGCCAUCAGACUCCACCUCCCACCACUGAGAUUAAGGUCAUUCUCCUGGGAGCCUUGCCUCGAAACAGCUGGCCCCCUGUUUCCAGAACAUAGAGACACCAGGGAGAACUUUAAAAUUUUUUUCUUGUUUAUUUUUUGAGAUAGGAGCUGAUGUAGCCCAGGCUAGCCGAAGGCUGCUGACGGUGGCCUUGGACUUCCAAUCCCCCUGCCUCCCACUGCUAAGUGUUUAGGAUUACAGGCCCAUAUUACCACACCUGGUUUAUACAGUGCCGGGCAUGGAACCCUGCGUUUGUGCAUAGUAGGCAAGGAGUCUACCAACUGUGCUACACCCCAGAGAGGCAAUGUGGCUAGGGCAGCGACUGUCACCUAUGCACAAACCCUGUCCUCACGCAGCUCCCCAGCCUCCUCAGUGCCAUGUUCUCAGGGCCAUGAGGUCUUUUGUCUCUUCUGACUCGGCCACCCUCACCAUGCAAAUGCUGCCCUCCAGGAAUGCCCACCUCAAGACAUUGUCCAGGGCUUCUCAGUUCUGCCUCCCAGAACUGAGUGAGUGACCCUUUCCAUAGGAAAGAAUCUGGGAGCCUUGGGCAGGGUCUGUCCCCACUUUGUUCCGGGCACUUGUGGCAAUCAAAGGGUUUUGUCACCUCCUGCUGCUGUUUGGGUAUCAGAUCCUUAAGUCCCUUAACCAAAAGACCUGACCCUCCAGGAUUCUAGGACAGCUGUCUUCCAGAGGCAUUGCCCAGCCCUGCAAACCAGGAGUGCUUCAGUGUCUUGGUUUGCACUUAAGAUCCCAGAGCAUCAUGGGAGUGGACUUCUGGCCUGAACCCCUCACCUGGGCAGGGCAUCCUUAAGAGGCUCAGGAUGGGUAAGGGGAAGAGCGAAGGCCACUAGCAGCCACUCUGGAUGCGGAUCCUGGCUCUUGAGCCUUUGUUGGACCAUAGAAGAAGGUUGGACUCUUGAGAUCUGAGCUUGGAGUCAUAAAAACUCAGACCUUUCUAACAAAAACCAGAUCUGGAGUGCUUCCCCAUCCCCAGCACUCAGAGAGGUCCAAUUCAGGUGCUGCCCAGCCCCCAAGUCUUCUGUCACAUUGGCACCAUAUCACCUCUGACCUCAGAGUGUGGAUCAUACAAUACACUACUCAGACCUAUCAUGGGGCCCCAACCCCUCCGGGUUCUGCCUGUUGGCCUACUACUGCCCAGCUACUGGGAACACCUUGAGUAUCUGUGACCCGGCAUUUGCCACACUCUGUGCCAGACUCUUCUUACCACUCCCAACCACACAGAGACAAAGCCACUGAAUCACAACUGUCCUGAGAACACCCUUGGUCUGGCUCUUCCGGAGGGCUCCAAGAGGGUCUAGCUGUGAUCAUUUGGGGCCCUAGCUUUCCAGUUGGUCUCUAGAGAGAUAAGACCGCAAGUCUGUAUACCCUGUCCCUGCCUAACCCAGCUGGACUGGCUGCCACACCUGGGUCAUAGUUCAUAACCUUCCUCUCUCCUGGCAAAGAUGGGGUGGGGGGUUUGAGGCCAAGAUGCCAAGGAGGGAACAAUUUCAGUCAGCUCAUGUAAUCACGUAAGAUCAUUACAGCUUUCAGACACUACCACCGCGCACUACCUCAGCCUGUCAGGCAUGAGGAGAGAAAAGCCCCUCACACUUAGUGGAAAAUGAUCAAACUGGAAGCCACUAUGGCACCCUGGGAACCACUCUAGCCCGCCCCACCCCCCAGCAUAGAAACAUGGAUCCCAGUGGCUCAACUGAGGGUAUAAGCCAGCUGGUCAGGGCUCGUCGUACCUAGUGUAUCAGUCAGUGCUGGACAGAAGUUAUGGGGGGUAAUGUGGCAGGGAUGACGGAUUGUAGCCUCUAGGUGUUUAGCAGAACACCCAAGAGGCUCACAGUUGAGGCUUAUAGGUGGAGAACCUGAGAAGUUCAGAUAGCUGCCAUCCCACUAAGAGUGAUCCUCUUGAUGGCAUCAGGGGUGGACCCAGGACAGGCUGGGACUGAAUCUUUAAGGAAACACCAGUCCCUCAAACCACAGUCUCCUAGUUAGGGUUUCUGUUGCUGUGGUAAAACAUCACGGCCCCAGGGAGGAAAGGGUUUAUUCAGCUUACACUUCCAUACCACGUCACUAUUCAUCACUGAAGGAAGUCAGGGCAGGAACCUGGAGGCAGGAGCUGAUGCAGAGACCAUGGAGGGGGGCUGCUGACUGGCUUGCUCAUCUUGGAUCACUCAGCCUGCUUUGUUUGCUUUGUUUGUUCUGUUCUUGUUUUGUUUUUCAAGGCAAGAGUUUCUCUGUGUAUCCCUGGCUGACCCGGAACUCACUCAGUAGACCAGGCUAGCCACAAACCCAGAGAUCUGCCUGCCUCUGCCUCCCAAGUGCUAGGGACUAAUGGUGUAUGCCACUGUGCCCGGGCUCAGUCUGCUUUCUUAUCGAACCGAGGACCAUCAGCUCAAGGAUGGUACCACCCACAGUGAGCUGGGCCCUCCCCCGCCCCCCCACCCCCCCCCCCCCAUCACCAAUUAAGAAAGUGACCUACAGCUGGGUCUUAUGGAGGCUUCUUCUCAGGUGAGGUUCGAUCCUCAGAUGACUCUAGCUUGUGUCAAGCUGACAUAAAACCAGCCAGCUUGUAUCCAUAUCCCUUUGGCCUGCACAAAAUACUCUACCUGGGCUUCUGGGGAGAGACUGGCCCUGGGCACCCGCUGGUGACUCUUGAGACCUGGGACAGUCUCACCGACUAGAUUUGCCUGAGUCAGACUCAGCAGUCACUGCUGUCAUCCGAAGGCUUCAGACAAAGGGAAGGGCGAGGAAGGAGCUCCCCUCUGCAGAGAUGGAGAGUGACAGCCACGUAAUUUCAGCACAGGGCAGGGGACCCAGGGGUCUGACUUACAUAAGACAGCGCUCGCUCGGAGAGCCUGCUUACCUCUUACAACUCAGGCCUCCUUCUGGAACAUCUCAUCUGAAUACAGAAAUGCCCCUUUGUGCUCCCCCAAAACAAGCGCUUUGGUGGGGACGGGAGGCCUAAGAUCUCAACAAUAGCAAGCUUAGCGUGAGCAAGAUCCUGUGGGCACAGGUUGGUACCUGCCUCUCUCCUCUGCCUCCAGCAGUCACAGUGCCUGUGGAAGCUCACCAGGCCUGUCACCUGUGUACAUAGCAGUGAAGGAGACCAGCAAGUACAGAGCCUGGUCCCUGAGUGCAAGGAGCUCUUGGCCUCCAGACUCCACUGACGGUGAUGUCACUGCUGAGUUUGGCGCUAGGCUUGGAAGGGCUGGAUGACCAGGAGAAGUGGGGUCCUAGGUAGGGUUCCUGGGCUCUGGGAAAAGUAGGUUUUUCAUGUUCUCAAAAUCUGGUCUCUGCCUUAAUACACAGACACCCAAAGCCAGGCCAACACUAUUACGAAGAAGGAAAGGGAUUGUGGGUGGGUGGGCACACCCAGCCCAGCACCAGGGUCAUGCCGGCAGUAGAGGCACUUGCUGCAGGCUUUCCUGGGAGUGAGCAUGUUUCCGUUCAGGGCCCCUUGCCGCAUUCCUGCAGAGACAUUCCAGGCAUGUUCUGGGAUUUCAUGACAUGACAAAGGACCCUGUCAGUCCCUGCACGAUAUGAAGUUGUGUCAGCUGCAAAGGAUGGACUUGAUUUAAUAAGUGUGGCUGCGAAUUUGUCCAGCCACACAUGAGCAUUCCGCAGAAUAGGGAAAGGGCUCCGGUUACACUUCCCCCCAGAAACUCUAAUUGCAUGCCUUGUGAUGGAAAGAAUGCAUCUGCCUGAGACUCCACCAGCGAGGGGGUUGAGACACACAUCCAGUCGCUCAGUAACGUAUAAGGGAAGUUGUGGCAGACGACCUUGGGGCUGACUGCACACUGGGUCUCUCACCCGCUCACCCAGUGCCCGACACAUGCUGGGGACCGUCAGAGCCCCUCCUCCCUCCUCAGCACCAAGGGAAAUGGUUCUAAUUAAGACUUCCAUGAUUAGUCAUUUAAUCAGUCAUUAGGCCAACACAGAUGGAGUCAAUUAAUUUUUUUAUAUACUUGAAAAGAUAGUUGAUGACAGGCAGCCCUCUGAGCUGGCCGUAGGUGGCCACUGCGUACCUAACGCUGGACUCUUGUCCCCCUCGAGGAAGCAGCAAACACUCAUGGUAGGGAGAUGCUGGAAUCCUAGGCUCCGACCUGCCCUGAACCUGGGGCUUCCGAUGGUGCCACAGGCAAGGCUGCCUCCUGUCAUAGCACAACAGCACCAGCACCUUUUGGGCAAGAGCCCACUGGCUCGGAGCCUGAGACAGUAUGGUGCAGAGGUGGCACUGAGCCCUGGCCAUACUCUAACACCCUAAGGCAGCCAUGCAUCCCACAGCCAACAGAGACAGAGCACACCCAGGCCCAUAGCCCAACAGACACCCAGCCAGUGUAUAUGGGACUCAGUGAAGGAGUCCACCGGGCUGCUGGGUGGGGAGGAAACACAGAGAAGUGGUCUCAUAGCUCCUUGCUGGCUCCCUUCAGUCCCUACUUCAGAUCACCCGGCCUAUUGAUGCCUUAACACCACAGGCCUGGCUCACCCUGGGGCUUAUUCUGAAUACACUUUCGGGCACCUUGCUCCCCUCCCCUCCCCAAACAAGCCAUGCUGGGGGAACUCCCGGGAAAAUGCUUUCUAAUGAUCUCUACUAGACCCAGACACUCACGAUGUGGUUGUGACAACACAGACACCCACUUGGUCCCUUCCCCAGCUCUUUGUGGCUCACCUGUGCCCUCCUACCUGGAGGCUGAGCACACCCCCCCCCUUCUGUCUGCAGGGUGUAUGCUUCAUGGCUGAGACAGAGCAAUGGACCUCACCUUAGCCCUGAAUUGAGGUCCCCAUAGCAUAGCUGCAGGGGACAUGGGGGUGCCAUGACCAGGUCCAUCCCAGAAGGAAGAACACCAGAGAUGAACUGGGCGUUCCUGUGUGGUGAGGCCCUUGUGUAGGCACCAGAGUGUAAGCACAAGGUGAGGUAGGAGUUACGUUGUGUGAUCCUGAGGCUCUUGCUGCCUGGGCCCGUAUGGCCCCUCUAUCACCCAGCUGCCUACCUGACCAGUGGGCGUCUCACACUGCAGAAAGCCCCGAGGAAGCAAGGAGAGAUGAAGGGAUCCCCCGGUUCCUCCUUUCUUUAGGACAUUCAUCUUUUUUUUUUUUUCUUUUUUUCGGAGCUGGGGACCGAACCCAGGGCCUUGCGCUUGCUAGGCAAGCGCUCUACCGCUGAGCUAAAUCCCCAACCCGACAUUUAUCUUUUUAAAGUGUGUGCGAGCAUGCGUGUAAACGUGUGAAGUCGCUGGCACAGCCCAAAAGAGGGUGUCAGAUCCUCUGGAGCUGGAGUUAGUCAAUGGUUGAGAGGCACCUGACAUGGAUGCUGGGAACCAAAACUCUGGCCCUCUUUGAGAGCAGCAGGUGCAUUUAACUGUUGGGCCAUCUUUCCAGCUUCCGCUAAAAAGUUUUAAGGACUGAAAAAUGAGCCGGGUCCUGUCCAAGGAGGAGUAACAAACUGAAGCAGGUGUGAGGGGUGAGCAGGAGCAGCUGGCCCUCGGAUGUGCCUUCACCCUGGCUCCCCGAGCCCUAAUCCCCCUGCACAGCAGGCUGUUUCCUGCUGGUGCUGGUGCUGGGAUAACGACCCAGGCAGAAUGAGACACAGGACAGCAACCUUAACCCCUCACAUGCCACUGUCAGGGGCCUCCUUCCCAGCCAAACAGGUAUCGCCCUCCAAAUUAAGUGAACUGGGCUUCCCGCCCAGGACAGGGCGCAGGAGGGUGAAGUCAUUAAGCCCUGUUCUAUGGCCUGGGAAACAUGCAUAACCAUCCAUGGCUGUCCAUCCAUCCUUGGUCUGGGGCCUCACGGGAGUGGCUUGUGGCCAGCAUUGCCUGUGUGCUGAGGUCUUGCCCUGGCCUGUGUCCAGGAGAAGGGAUGUCACUGACCAAGCACUCAAACCUCCAUCCCUCUCCUUAAGAACACAGUGACAGCAGCUUCGGCGUGUGUGUGUGUGUGUGUGUGUGUGUGUGUGUGUGACACACAACUCUAACUGAUGGUUCUAAUUUUGGAGCUUUGGUUUGGAGUCCAAGGGGGUUAUAGAAGACCUGGGACUCAUACCCACUGUAGCCUGGGCUGCACCUGCCUUUAUACCAUCGUGGCCUGUUAGUGUAGGCUGCAUUCAACCGCCAAGGACCCUAGGACAGAAGCAUCUACUCAGGCUCCUGGCCUUGACCUGGAGGUUCAGAUGGGUUAUUCAGAGACCUAGAACUUGUACCUUUCACCCCUGUGGGAACCUCUAGCCUGGAACCUCGGGCUCACUGGGCUCACUCCUUACUUCAGAUCCCCUACCUAGGCCAGGCCAGGCUAGGCACAGGGAGGGUUGGCGGGUAUCUGUUUUUAUAAACUGGACUACCACAUGCAAGCUGGGCAAGGCAAGACCCACUUUAGCACCCCAGAGCUCCUGCAGGGCUUGUGAAACCUGAUCUGUAGCUAAGCCCACGAAAGCAGUGGGUAGAAAGGCAUAGCCUCUGUGUCUGGGGCUCGGGCUGAAGCUCCGUCACCCAUACCCCAUUUUGCUGUUUCCACCUCUCUGUGAGAUCUGACCAUCAAGGCCCACUAUACAAGGCCACGUCUCCUUAGCUCUCCAGUGAACCACAGAGCCAAACAAUGCCCUUCACAAACACACCCUGGUACUGAGGCUGAAAGAGGCUGCAGGAAGCAGGAGUGUGUGUCCCUGCCAACCUGACAGUAGCUAGGACUGAGGACCUUCCUGAGCCCCUCCCCCGCCAUGCACCUCAGGUUGCUGGGACUGGGGACAGUCGGGCACAGAGGAGGCUCUGUUGUGUGUCUAGUCAGUUUGAGACCAGCCUCCGGCCAUGCCAACCUCCUGCCAUGCCUCAGGCUGACAGCCUCCAUGUGCCUCUGAUGCCUGUGUUCUCCCGCAGAGCCCAUGCGGUCUUGAAGGGAAAGACAGAGGCCUCCUGCCCAGACGAAUAAUACUUACUGGUCACCCUGCUCCAUAGAGGGCCCAUAGCUCCUAGAUCUGUGACCUUCUGUAGCUUGGAACAGGCUUCUCCGAAGCUGGGCCUGUCUGGAUGAUGGUCGAAUUCUGGGCAAGCAUGAGCGUGCCCAUUCAGUGACCUCUGGGGGUGGGGGGUGAGCAUCAGAGCUUUUCUCUUUGCUGAGAAGCAUCUGCCCUCAGACUUGUACCCUUGGACCAUGUCAGGUGAUGGGGCAGUGCCUGUGCUUGGACUUCACUGAGAUCUGGCACCUGUCCCAUCUGCUGGAUUCUUAGAAGGUGAAUUGGUAAUCAGCUGGGCUCCCUCAUCUGGUGUCCGGCUGUAGUGAUGGGAACAUAUUUUUGCUUCCAGCAAAGACAGAAUAUGUGGGAUUGGACCUGUCCUCUCAAAAAUAAAGAAGCAGCAGUUAAAAAUCAGAGAGAGACAGAGACAGAGACAGAGACAGAGGAGCACUGGUCAGUCAGGGAAGCAUAGGGAGCCCUGAAGGGUGAAAACAAGAAGAGUCUCCGGGCUGCAGGGCUGGGCAGAGAAUCCAGGCAAGUUUGGGAGCCUGCUGAGGGGAGGAGAUGGAAGUAGGAGCCUGCGAAAAGGCAAAGGGUGAGAGAGCCCCAUGGCUGGCCAUGGCGGCACCCACCUUUUAAUCCCAGCACAAGGGAGUCAGAGGCAGGCAGAUCUCUGAGUCCGAGGCCAGCUUGUCCUACAGAGAGAGUUCCAAGACAGCCAGGACAGAGCCACUUGUGUACAGGGUGCAAACACCAGCUGGAGGCCUGGAAAUACACAGGGUGCUGGCUGAACGUAGUUCAGAACGAUUAACCUGAACUUAGACGACACCCAACAAGCCCAGAAAGCAAAACCAGGAUGGAAGGCACCAUCUUGAGGCAACGGACCAUCAAGACCAUUUCAGUGGACACAGAAGGGUCUCAAUCUGUACUGGGUGUAGACCGGAAAGGGCUGAGGGGGUAGCUCAGCAAGGAGUAAUAGCUUAGCACCCUGGAGGCCCAGGCUCUAUCACCCAAGAUCAGCAAGCAAGCAAGCAAUACAGAGAAAUACAGCCCACGAGUCCAUCAAAACCAACGACGUGACGUGAGAGAGAUGAGCCACUGAGGAGCACGGGGACAGCCGCAGCUGGACCCCGUGCUUACCAGGAGAGCUGAGCGGCAGGCAGAAACCCCAAGCCAAACUAGCAGGAGCCUGUGGAGCUCAGUCCAGUCAAGAACACGGACCAACAUGUGUGAGCUGGGCCUGGAUACCACACUCGCUCACAAGAUAAUCCAGAGGCUGGCAGGGAUGAGGCAGACCCAUUCGGAGCGAGGCCCUUCCUGAGGAAUGGCUGUGCUGACCUGAAGGUGGUCUCCAAAUCAUUCCAGGAGCUGAGAGGUUGACGAAACAGGCAGAACACAUGGGGAAGGGAAGGGGAGGGAACAGAAAAAAAACGCUAGGCUGAAAUGAUGGCCAAGUUUGUUUUGUUGGCCUACUUUUUAAAUGUUUUUUUUUUUUUUUUUUUUUUUUUUUGGUUCUUUUUUUCGGAGCUGGGGACCGAACCCAGGGCCUUGCGCUUCCUAGGUAAGCGCUCUACCACUGAGCUAAAUCCCCAGCCCCUUGUUGGCCUACUUUUAAAACGUUUAUAUCAUUUUUAUAUCUUAUUUUGUACAUCAAUAUGAUUGUGAGACUGGGCACACACCACAGCCUGAGUGAGGAGGUCAAAGGACAAGUUUGAGGAGUCAGUCUUCUCUUUCAUCAUGGGGUCAAAGGGUCACCCCCACCACCAGCCUUGCUUCUUAAGAGAUUCAGAUUACCCAGGCUGGCUUUGAACUCCCAAUCCUCCUGCCUCCACCUCACGAAUGCUGAGAUUCAAGCGUUCAAAUCAGGGCAAACUUCUAAAAAAAAAAAAAAAAAAAAAAAACUUUCUAGUGGCAAUAAAAUUUCAUACCACGGGUCCCAGUCCUAACACAGCAAGCAUUCCUGAGGUCCCAGCGCUCAGCAUUCCAGUCCGGGGUGGGCAACACAGACCUCACUUCAAAACAGACCACUGGAGACGUCGGCUCGGUCCGCAGUGUGCCAGCCUAGCACAGUCAUAGGCUUAAUGCUCAGCACCCCACAAACUGCCCAUGCUGGUGUACACAUGCAAUCUCAGCAGCCUGGAGGUGGGAACCCAGGCAGAGGGCAGCCGGAACCCAGAACCAUCCUUGGCUAUACAACCAGUUCAAAGCCAACCUGUCUCAAAAAGAAUGAGGGUAAAAAUUUAGUGUGUGUGUGUGUGUGUGUGUGUGUGUGUGUACGUGUGUGUAAUGAGAAAGAGAAGAAAAGGUCCUGUAGCAUUCCAAGCUUACUCAAGGAUACCAGCCCAGUUUGUGGGCCCCUCCCUGCCCAGUGCUGGCAACUGCCUCCUCAGCUGGGCUGCUAGAAAUGUUUCUCAGAUUCUCAGUUCCGAUCCCCCUGCCGAGCCCCAUGAUGUGCAUACCGUUCCUACCUGAAGCUCUCCCUCACACGGCUACCAGGCACCACAGAAUGGCCUCCUUCUCUCAAACUAUCUCUUGGGUCUCCUGGAGACCUGGCCUCAGGCCUGACCACAUUGCCUCCCUCUACUGCCUAGUUAACCGCCAGCUCUGAGGGCCCCUUACUCCAGACGCCAGCUCCUGCCUGCCUCUGUCUGGCCUCCUCAAAGCCCUAGGGGUCUCUAAAAACUCUCAGAACUCUCAGGGUUCUUGUAACCCCCUUUAUUUCUCUUAAAGCUGGCAGCCUGACAGGCUCUAGUUAUUCCUGCUGCUAAAUUAUUUAUCUCUUCCCCUUUAAGGUGACUCCUGGGGCCCAGCCGAAGCCCGUUUUCCCUACUUAAAAUGAAGUCAUUUAAAAAUC
Rattus norvegicus (Norway rat) is the source of this 11960-nucleotide messenger RNA. It is a transcript of the gene Morn1, whose product is annotated as MORN repeat containing 1. The record is from RefSeq and is a predicted model, not a curated record. Lineage: Eukaryota; Metazoa; Chordata; Mammalia; Rodentia; Muridae.